Molecule: messenger RNA, 3530 nt
Organism: Lutra lutra (Eurasian river otter)
Lineage: Eukaryota; Metazoa; Chordata; Mammalia; Carnivora; Mustelidae
Gene: PNMA8C
Product: PNMA family member 8C
Exons: 2
Coding region: 764-1378 (204 amino acids)
Source: RefSeq, a predicted model, not a curated record
UCUUCUCUGUCCCCUCUCCCCUGGAAUCAGCCAUUUUCUCAAAGGAGAAGGGAGGGUGCUUUUGAAGGCAGGUGGCUGACCCCUCACCUCUGAGUGACCCCCUGGACUCUGAUUUCAAUGCGGCUGGCCCUGGCCAAUGGCAGAGGCGAUGCUCCCUCGGUUGCCAUGGAGACUUCUGGGCAGCAGCGCAGCGGAAGGAGGCGGUGACGUCACUGCUGGAGCAAGUGCAGCGGCCACAUCCUUGUCUUCGCCGGGGGCCACAGGGCACUGAGGGCAGCCCCGGGACCAGCCGCGAGUGACCAGCCACCCUGCUUUCUGAGCCCCCAUCCACGACACCCCGGUAACAGCAGCCCCAGGGAGACAGACCCGCCAUCCCAGAUUUGCUGAGGCUGCCAGGACGGGUGAGACCUCUGGAGACCAUCACCAAGAAAGGGGAAGUGCAUUUUUAUACCCUCCUUGGUGCAGCCUUGCCCAGACUCGGGACCCAAGGGCCAGCUGACAGACACCACCUCUGUUUCACUGUGCGUAAGUCCCUGGGAAUUCCCAAGAGCCUUCUCGGGGUAGGUUACAGAGAGCUGGACACCGCAGCCCUGUGGGCAGGGCCAGGGGCAUCCUCCGCUAGAGGGACAAAUCAGGCCCUUGAGGCCUCCCUCUUACUGAGCCUUUGCGAAGGGAUCGCGGCAUCCUGGAUAAUUUUGUGCAUCCCCGAGGCAGCUCAAGUGUGCACAAGCAGGCAUACUGCUGCCUCCGGGAGCUGGGCAAGAUGCUCUUCGGGGUCAAGGACAUCGCUCUGUUGGAGCACGGGUGCAAGGCGCUCGAGGUGGACAGUUACAAGUCCCUGAUGAUCCUGGGGAUACCGGAAGACUGCAACCAUGAGGAGUUCGAAGAGAUCAUACGGGUCCCUCUGAAGCCUCUGGGCAAGUUCGAAGUGGCCGGGAAGGCCUUUCUGGAAGAAGACAGAUCCAAGGCAGCCAUCAUCAGGCUGGAGGAAGACAUCAAUUACGCCGUGAUCCCCAGGGAGUUCAAGGGCAAGGGCGGCAUGUGGAGAGUGGUCUACAUGCCCCGGAAGCAGGACAUUGAAUUCCUGACCAAGCUGAACCUCUUCCUGCAAAGCGAGGGCAGGACGGUGGAGGACGUGGCCCGGGUCCUGAGGCAGGAGCUAUGCCCAACAGUGCCGGGCCCCCGAGAGCUUCCUGCCAGAAAGUGCCGGGCACCUGGGCCCGGGGAGAAGCUGGGGGCCGGGGCCCCUGUGGGCGCUGACGGGGCGCCAGCUCUGGACUCCGUGGAGAAGCAGAGCAAGGCUGGAGAUGACAAGAGAGGCAAGCGAAAACACAAGAAGAGCCGACGGCGGCACCAUGCAUCUGACAAGAAGCUGUGAGGUGUUUGCAGGAAACAGAAGAGGAGAAACAGGGUCCGUGAUUCCAAGGGUUUGGAGAAGGUCUCUUGGCAGAGUUGAGGAAAAGCCAAGCCAGAGGACCACGUCGGGGAGAUCCCUGCUCUGGAGAAAAGCCACUAUCCCCUCUCUGCAACCCCCUGAGUCCUGCUGUCAGGGACAGCCCCUCUUGCUGAGUACGUGUUGCCAGGAAGAAACACAGACCCUUCUAGCUUUGGACCCUGCUGGAAAUCCUGCCAUUGCAAAGUCUAGACCCGUUUUUUGUUUUUUUGGAUUUUGUUUUUGUUUUUGGUUUCAGGUUUUUUUUUUUUUUCUUGGUCUUUUAAAAGGAUGGACCUUGAAGGUAACUCUCAUCCAGAGUGGGCCACCAAGUUUUGCAGAAACCAUGCCUGACCAAGUGAGUUGCCUGCUUGCCACACCUGAGGAGCCCAGCAUUCUGUGUUUGACUCUGUCAAAAGCUGUCGCUGUCCUGUACACACUUGGUCUCCUUUACAAGGGAUGGUCACACACGGGACUCUUCUGCUCCGAUUGGCCCCAGGGGUUAGGAUAUGGGUCUCCCCAAAUUCCAUUCCAGAAGCUCCAACUUAGGCACAGGGGCCACCCCACUCUAAAGAACAAAAGGCAAGACUUUCAGGAAAUGGUCCAAAAGGAGGUAAAUAAUUAGGAGGUCACCCUCAAGAGUUACCCAUUAACAACAUUAACUUGGAGUCCCCCGUGAUGGUGAAGAGCAACAAAAACAAACAAACAAAAAAAGAAUCAGUAAAAUCCAAAUGUCCUUGGGUAGAUAGAGCUCUUAUUCAGUGACAUCGGGUCUGUGAAUUUGCAAACUUCCACUAGUUCAGGGAUUUGCAAAGGUUUGGGCUGAAUUUCUUUGGUUUAAAAAAAAAUGUAAUUUACAUACAUGCCACUCUGAUUCUCACCUACCAAAGCAUGAUAAUGGAGACCCUCCCCAACAUAUUACUCUGGCGGGCAUCAGUCACGUCUGUGAAUUCCUGCAUCCAAACCCUGUUCUUAUUUCUGUGAGGCUACCCCUGAGCUCCCACACUGAACAGAGCCAAAAUGUGAAGAUUCUCUCUCUACGCACACCCCCCCCCACCUUGGCAGCCAAGGUGCGGGCAAGGGACCCACACUCGGGCAGUCAGAAAUCCCUCUUAGGUCAUUGCAUUCCCAGCAAGCAUCAAGACAGAAGGAAUUUUUAGAGUUCACAGGCGAUGAUACCCUAAAAAUCUGGAAGACUCUGAUUUCUGUAAACUCCCCCAGCUGGCUCUGAGUCAUCAGCCUCACCAUCCUUUUCUUUUGAGCAUCGGUUGGGAUGAAGCUUUCCCUGCCAUCUCUGCAUAUAUAUUUACUGUUCUUGCAAGUGCAUCUGUGGUCGUAGUGCUCUAUUGACCUUUCCUUCCCUUGUAAGUUUCCAGCCAGGCAACCUCACUCGCAGUGUAUUAUGUUACUGUGUUCGCUGUUUCCUCAGAGUCUGGGCUUGAAUAAGACCUCAGGCACAUUAGCUUGUUGCAUGCCAUUCUCCCAUCAAGGCACAGUCAUUGUAUCAUAACAAGGGACAGUGUGACAUUCUUUAUUGUCUAUUGCAGCAUCGAGACUGUAUUUGUGCAUAUUGUGGGUUUAGGGUCUUUCCCGCACAACAUCCAUAUGUGUGAUACACAACAUGAGUGUGAGUCAGUGUUCAAUGUUGCCCCUAAAACUCAAUCUCCUAUCCCUUCUCGAGGUUUUCUGGAAGUUUCCUGACAUAGCAACGCAAGCAGUUGUGUCAAUUGGCUACCAUUUGAAGCCAGUUAUCUGUGUGAGUCAAGACCUGGCUGGCACACAGCAAAUCCUAAGUGAAAAUUCCCAGAUAAAUUGGACGUGCAGGCUAGGAGAUGCCCACAGUUGGCCUGGUGAAGUCCCAUUUCUCAAGAAAUUUAGGUUCCACUAAAACUCUUCACUGUUCUUUGUGGUUGAUGCUCUAUUGUACAAAUAGGAACUUACAAAAUAAAUGUAUGUGAAUGCAAUCACAGUAUGCUUUUUGAUAUGUUGGGGGAAUCCACACUAGAUCUAAUCUGGAAAAAUAAUCUAAGAGUGCCUGGGUAGCUCAGGUGGUUAAAUAUCUGGUUCGUGAUUUCACCUCAAGUCAUGAUCUCAGGGU